ACAGGAAAAUGGUUGGGAAGCCCAUGGUUGCUGGUCUGGUGGUCCUGGUGGCUACAGUGAGCCUGUUCCUCGGGAUAUUCAUGGGUCUGGGGAAGCAGAACACCCCUGCCCCCUCGGACUACUUCUACUCAAAGGCUGCCGUGGCUGCUGAUGCCGGGAAGUGUUCAGAAGUGGGGAGAGACAUUCUGAAGAAAAAUGGUUCAGCUGUGGAUGCGUCCAUCGCUGCCCUGCUAUGUGUCGGCCUUUUAAACGCUCACAGCACGGGCAUCGGUGGAGGGUUCUUCUUUGUCAUCUAUAACGCUUCCACAGGGAAGGUGGAAACCAUUGACGCGAGAGAGACGGCACCCAUGAACGCCACUGAAGACAUGUUUGGCAACAACACUACGCUCUCUCGUACAGGUGGAUUGUCCAUAGCCAUUCCUGGGCAGAUCCGGGGCUACGAGAUGGCACACAAGCGGCAUGGCAGGCUGCCAUGGAGGGAGCUGUUUGAGCCCAGCAUUACCCUGGCUCGCAAUGGCUUCCCCGUAGGAAAAGCUUUGGCCGACGCCAUUUCCAAGCACAAAGAGUCAAUUCAAGGGGACACCAACAUGUGUGAGGUGUUUUGUGAUUCUGAAAAAAACAUCCUGAAGGAGAAUGAUAUAAUUAGAUUUCCAAAGCUGGCCGACACAUUCCAAAGAAUAGCAGAGGAGGGGCCUGACGUGUUUUAUUACGGGUCAAUGGCACAGAGCAUCGUGGAAGACAUCCAGGCAGCAGGUGGCAUCAUCACCCUAGAUGAUCUGUUGGGGUACCAGCCUGUUCUGAAUGAGAACCCUCUAAAGGUGAAUGUUGGGGAAUACACCAUGCAUGUCCCAGAUGCCCCCUCCAGUGGCCCAGUGCUGGCACUCAUACUCAACAUAGUGGAUGGCUACAACUUCUCAGACACGAGCGUCUCCACAGCAGAGCAGAAGACUCUGACGUACCAUCGCAUCGUAGAGGCCUUUCGUUUCGCUUACGCCAAGAGGAGCAGACUCGGAGAUCCCCGUUACCUCAAUAUUACCGACCUCAUUCACAACAUGACCUCAGACUUCUUUGCUGACGGCCUACGGAGUAAAAUUACAGAUGACACCACUCACCCAGACAGUUACUACGAGCCGGACUAUUUUGUCCCAGACAGCCACGGGACGGCUCACCUGUCAGUCAUGGCUGAAGAUGGAAGCGCAGUGGCCGCCACCAGCACCAUCAAUCUGUAUUUCGGCUCCAAAGUCAUGUCUCGAUCAACGGGAAUCCUUUUCAAUGAUGAAAUGGAUGAUUUCAGCUCUCCCUACAUGACCAACGGGUUUGGAAUACCUCCCUCCCCCAACAACUUCAUCCAACCAGGGAAGAGGCCGCUGUCUUCCAUGUGUCCCACGAUCAUCUUUGACAAAGACAACAGAGUAAAAAUGGUUGUGGGAGCGUCUGGGGGAACGAGAAUCACCACAGCUACUGCCUUAGUGAUCCUGAACUCCCUGUUCUUUAACUACGACCUCAAGAAAGCCGUGACCGAGCCGAGGCUCCACAAUCAGCUCAACCCUAACAUGACGGUGGUGGAGCAGGGCUUUGAAAAGAGGGUGCUGGAGGGUCUGGUCCAGAAGAAUCACAUAACCAAGCUGCUGAGCACGGCAGACUCUGUGGUCCAGGCCGUGGUGAGGCAGGGAGAGCGUCUCUGCGCCGAGUCCGACCCCAGGAAAGGAGGCUAUCCGGCGGGAUACUGA
Solea solea (common sole) is the source of this 1730-nucleotide messenger RNA. RefSeq names its product gamma-glutamyltransferase 1a (gene ggt1a). Gene Ontology annotation, cellular component: plasma membrane. The record is from RefSeq and is a predicted model, not a curated record. Gene Ontology annotation, molecular function: glutathione gamma-glutamate hydrolase. Lineage: Eukaryota; Metazoa; Chordata; Actinopteri; Pleuronectiformes; Soleidae. Gene Ontology annotation, biological process: regulation of immune system process; peptide modification; regulation of inflammatory response. Bases 9 to 1730 code for a protein of 573 amino acids. The transcript has 12 exons.